CGUUCAAAGUGGGUUGUCCACCACAACCGCGGAAACACCGCAUUUCCCGCAGAAGAGAAUUUCGCUUCUUCUUCUCUACCUAGCCUUCCCACAGAGAGAGGGCGAGAAAGAGAGAGAGAGAGAGAGAGAGAGAGGGUUGGAGCAUCGAAGGAAGGAAAGAAAGGAAUAUGGGUGCGUUGGAUGUGAGCUCGGUGAGGGCCAAAACUAUGGGGGAGAAGGAAACUCCUUCGCUGGCGCAGCAACAGAAGCAUCACGAGGAGGAAGAAGCGUCGAAGGCGGCUGCACCCAAGAAGAAGAUAUGCUGCGCCUGCCCGGACACGAAGCGGCUCAGAGACGAGUGCAUCGUCCAGCACGGGGAGGCGGCUUGCUCCAAAUGGAUUCGAGCCCAUCUCGAAUGCCUGCGUGCCGAGGGCUUCAAGCUAGGAAGUGGUUGAGCAGCUGCCCUUCUCAUGCGUGAUUAUUGUUUAAAGAUACUAAAAAAGGAAUGGGCAUGAGCAGCACAGUUUUGUUUAUGUUUCGACUGCAAUAACGUGUAGAAACUAAUACUAGAGCACAAGUCUUGUUUCACGAGCAAUAAUGGUGUGUACAAACUGAUAUCAGCACAUCGCACAUUCUUUUACGCGGCCAACUCAUAGUCGGCUUUUGUAUGGCAAUUUUCUGUAGCAUACUGGUUUCGCAAUUUUCUGAGGGGCAAGACUUCCAAAGAUAUUCUAAAAACCUUAAGAUC
Molecule: messenger RNA, 727 nt
Organism: Nymphaea colorata (pocket water lily)
Lineage: Eukaryota; Viridiplantae; Streptophyta; Magnoliopsida; Nymphaeales; Nymphaeaceae
Product: cytochrome c oxidase copper chaperone 2-like
Exons: 3
Coding region: 168-434 (88 amino acids)
Cellular component (GO): mitochondrial intermembrane space
Molecular function (GO): copper ion binding; copper chaperone activity
Source: RefSeq, a predicted model, not a curated record